Molecule: messenger RNA, 546 nt
Organism: Drosophila serrata
Lineage: Eukaryota; Metazoa; Arthropoda; Insecta; Diptera; Drosophilidae
Source: RefSeq, a predicted model, not a curated record
AUGCGGUUCGCACUUUUUAUAUGUGUUGUCCUAGGUACAUUUUUAUCCGAAAGAUUGAACGAAGCGGUAAUUUUCAAGUUUACCAACUUUGAAUGCGGGACCUAUAACGAGUCAUGGUUCGUCUUCCACAACUGUCGCCUGAAGGCUGUGGGGCGGAACAAGGUCCUUCUCAACAUGAACGGAACCAUACUGCAUCCGGCGCACCAUAUUGUAAUGCAUUAUAAGGUUUUUAAAAAAGAAAGUGGUUACAAGCCAUGGUUACUGGAGAAUCAAAUCGAUGCAUGUCGUUUCAUGCGCAAUAAAAAGGAUCCAGUUGGAAACAUCCUCCAUAGCCUCUUUAAAGAUUUUUCCAACAUUAACCAUACAUGCCCCUACAUGGGCCCGCAAAUUUUGAAGGACUUUUAUCUAAGACAUGAGCUUCUCAUUCUUCCGUUUCCAACCGGUGAUUAUCUGCUGUCUCUUCGUUGGCACUUUGAUAGAAAACUACAAUUUGAUACAAACGUAAGUUUUGUAUUUGUGGAGGACCUUGUAAAACGUCAGCCCUAA